CGGUAACAGAGGUUUGGGGCCACGCGGCGGCACCAGUCGCUCCUCUCAAACCGCGAAACACGUCCCGGCGUCCUCGAGGACCGAGAAUCGCGAGAGACCAAGCUCUCUCCUCCUCUCCCCUCUCUCUGUCUCUUUUUCUCUUUCGCACGCACGAGCACACUUAGUUUUCGUACAAGUAAACCCGCGAGUCGCGUACGUGUAAAGUUAGAAGAAAUCACCGGAAGUCGUACCCUGGUAUCAUGAUCCUCUAUCGUUCGUACGGGCCCCAAGGACGACAGGAGCACGAAGACGAGGACGACGAUCCCGACGUUCGCUUCGUCAAGCAGACCCGUCGAAGCCGGUAGGCUGCCACCGGUGUAUGCGACCUUGUGCAACCGGAAGCGGCGUGCACGCGGCAAUUAACACCGCUGCUAAGUGAUAAUCUCGUCGAACCUCGCGAAGCUUCUGUGGAGAACUUUCGUCCUGGGGUGAGAUCUUGUGAAACGUUCAGAGAGCGUUCAUCCAUAGGAUGCCGAAGGAAGCUGUACGGGGCUUCAGAGAUGAACUUUGCGGAUUAAUUAACCAUCGAGUGAAUGGUUCCACCGAAACUUGAAAAAAAUGGUGUAAUAACACUCGUGCUGAGGAGAUUCCUAAAUUUCCUGGGUUAAUUAAGAACUUGGAACAGGAAGACUCCUGAACGUUCUUACAAGGGAAGCUGCCAGGUUUUCCGGCUUCUCCGAGAUAAGCCGUACAACCUUCUGGGUUAAUUAGCCAUCGAGUGUACAAGCUUUCGUUACUAGACCGUUGUGAACGUUAGUGCGUCCACGUUAAUUGCAAGCAAAUUGACCGUUAUCAAGAUCACGCGUCUUCUCAAGAGACCCUCCCCGCUCGUUAACACGCAUAUUUCCGGUGACCGCGUCUAUUCGGUAAUAAUUCUUAACGAGCGACCCACCUCGAGUUAUUCGUCGGGCUUUGAAGGAAUCGCGAGUUCCCCGAGUGCUUAAUGCUCCGAUAGCUUAAUCCCCGGCGUGAUUUCGCCGGUAGCUCGUUUAGCGCGAUCGGUGUUCUAUUAAUUAAAACUUUUCCACUUGUUUGCCCGGGAUUCGUGCGUCACACGAAGAAAUCGAACAGGUAGAGCUGCACGUCGAUCUUAAAUCCACGGUAAAAUCGUCGGAGGAAACGGAACAUCCAAUUAACUCGUGGAGAUUCAUUGGAAAGAACAAUAAAGGUCAAUCGGAAUCGAGCGGCGAACCGAUAUCGCGUUAUCGUUCGCGCGCCGAAUAGCUUAAACUUCGUUAACGAGAAACUCUGUUUCUCCCGAUUCCCAAUUGGGGCCCGGGCUUUGUGGAACGACCGCCUGUAGAGAGAAUCAGCUUUCUUAAGCUUGAAAAGGGUAAACGCCAUCCAUUCGGUGAGAGGAUCCUAUUUACUCGGCGAGGAAUCCCCGGUACGCGGCCGAAAUUGCUUUUCCCAGAGCUUUACGUCAAUUAUCUUUCAAAGAUUUCCGCCGCGGGACAAGCAAAGGCACUGCGACUCGCGUUCACGAAAUUUCCGAGCGUAUCUCGUUUCAUAUCACCGAUCGUACGAAACGACCCCUUUUAUAGCCGGCAGACCCCCGCCACCCCGUCGGACUCCUCGUUUCUUUGUCGAGCCGAUACACGCAUAAUGUUCGGAGUUAUCGAAGACGGGACAGAAGUUCGCGACGCGACGUCCAAUGGACCGAGAGCAAACGACGGAAGAAGACGUUGAGGAAGAGAAGCACCGAAUGGAGCGGACGAAAGAUUCUGGAGCGAAGGUUCGCCCAAUCGAUUCCCAAGAGAAGAAACUACGACCCCUUCGCGGUGGAGAUGGUCACUGGAUAACUUAAGCUUGUGUUCGACACCGAUUCGCGUUAAAUACUGUUGGCGAAUCACUGACCACGGGGAAGAGCAGUCUGCCACGAUUUUGUGUUAAUUAAGGAUCAUCCAUUGCCGGUGGCUGCGGUGUCAGCGUUUCGUUUUACUGUGCCAAGUAAACAUCGUCUCGAAAUUGAACGUAUUCACGAACGAAUUAUUUUCGUGUUUAAUUGUGCGUCCUUAAUUGAAAGCAGGACGAUAAAUCUGUGUGGAAGUACCUCUGGAAACGAGAGGAGGGUCGGGUGCAUCCGCUGGAUUCCAAGAUUCAGAGGAUGCGACGAAUCAUCGCAGCCGUCUAGCCGAACUCUCGACGAUCGAUAAAAGAAAGUUCGUCAACGAUCGCGGAGCGAGUCUCGUGAAAGCCCCGAGUACAGAGGUCGAGAGAAGAGGAAAGAUGAAAGGAAGGAAGAAACGCGGCGUCGACGGAUCGACGACCUGAUAGUCCUCUGGUUUGGCAGGGCGCGUGAAGCUCGCGUGCGAUCGAAAGAUGAACGAAAGCGCGAUCUACUUGCUCGGAUCGGAAGAAGAGGCAAUCGUAGCGAGCACACAUUUGAACAGAAGCUUCUACAACGCGAGCUACCCGCAGAAUAGCAGCACAGACAAUCUCUGGAAUCUGGCUACGGACAGAGCCGGCGUGGCGAUACUCUUGUUCUUGUUCUCAGUGGCCACCGUGUUCGGUAACAUGCUGGUGAUCCUAGCCGUCAUCAGAGAGAGGUACCUGCACACGGCGACGAAUUACUUCGUCACGUCGCUCGCGUUCGCGGACUGCCUCGUCGGAUUGGUCGUGAUGCCGUUUAGCGCGGUCUACGAGGUCCUCGAGAAUCGUUGGCUCUUUACGACGGACUGGUGCGACGUUUGGCGAUCUUUAGACGUCUUAUUCUCCACCGCGUCGAUCCUGAACCUCUGCGUUAUCAGCCUGGACCGUUACUGGGCGAUCACGGACCCGUUCACUUAUCCCAGCAAGAUGAGCAAGAAACGAGCCGCGAUUUUAAUUGCGAUCGUUUGGAUCUGUUCGAGCGCGAUCUCGUUCCCGGCAAUCGCGUGGUGGAGGGCGGUGAGGACCGAGACGGUACCAGAGAACGAAUGCCCGUUCACGGAACACCUCGGAUAUCUGAUCUUCUCGUCGACGAUCAGCUUCUACCUGCCCCUGUUCGUGAUGGUGUUCACGUAUUACAAGAUCUAUCGCGCCGCGGUGAUCCAGACGAAGAGCCUCAAGCUGGGCACGAAGCAAGUUAUAAUGGCCUCCGGUGAGUUGGAAUUGACUCUGAGGAUACAUCGCGGGGGCGGGACGAACACCGACGCCAGGCACCUGUUUCGCACCGCGUCCAGCACGCCGGAGGACCUUCAAGACCUCGAGGAGCCGCUAACGGCGAUACACAACAACUGUUUAACCAGGGUGCCGUCCGCCAGGAUCAAUAAGCAGCACAGGGGCAACAAUUUCUCGCUAUCGAGGAAGCUGGCCAAGUUCGCCAAAGAGAAGAAGGCGGCGAAGACUCUCGGGAUCGUGAUGGGUGUCUUCAUCAUCUGCUGGUUGCCGUUCUUCGUGGUGAACCUAUGGUCGGGAUUCUGCUCCCAGUGUAUUUGGCAAGAGAAGACCGUGUUCGCCGCGGUCACGUGGCUCGGAUGGAUCAACAGCGGUAUGAACCCGGUGAUAUACGCCUGCUGGAGCAGAGACUUCCGAAGGGCGUUCGUGAGGAUUUUGUGCGCCUGCUGCCCGGGACGGAUGAAACGGCGAUAUCAACCGGCAUUCAGAUACAAACCAAGUCAAUAUGUUUCCGGGACGAGUACAAGCGGCGAGGCGAGCCGCGUCAGUUACAGUAGCGUGAGCCAAAGCAGCGACGGAGGAGUCGGAACCAUUUUGCCAAGCGGCGGGAUUUGACGUCACACGGGGGCCCGGUCUGGGCCUCGUCGGGAACGUGCAAUUCGUUUCCGAGAUACGUGAUUGUAGUUUUUCACAUGCGAGGAUUCGACGUGGAAAUUUUGAUAUUGAAACGAGGAACCGCGUUGAAAAAACUAGUCAUUGACACUUGAACACCCGGCUUAAUUAAUUAAUUUAUUAAACGUAAAUGCAACGCUGGAUAUUUAAGUGUUAAUAAACGAUCCUCUCGGCUAAUAAAAGAAAGAAGACUGUCUUUCACUUUCGAAGGAAAAUAGAGUUGGUUAAGGGAAGCCAGGAAAUUGAACGGGCCCCAUGGUGACGAGACGAAUCGAGGGUUCGUGAAACGAAACGCGACGUGUUUUCCCUUCGAGUUUUACCGGCGGCGAAAAGUGGACCACGAAGAAGAAGCGUCACGCGCGACCCGGGACGCCAGAACAAUUUGCGCCCUUGUACAUAAAAGAGUAACAGUAGUUUCGCGUUUUGUACCAUCGCCGAAGGAAUCGAGUUUGCGAGCAAAGACAGCGCCGUAAAUCGAGCCAGACAGGCUCAUUUCCCUUUUUACGUUCGGAUACUUCGAUAGCCUUUUAGCGAAUCACACGGAAUCAUAAAUACAGCUGCGAUCGGUACUGCGACAAGAUUUCCAUCAUUUAACCCGUAACCGGCUUUGUAGGAGAUACAUAUGUAUUUAAUUCAUUGUGUAAAAUAUAAAUAUAGAAUCCUCGUUGAUCAGAGGAGUAAAAGUUAAUUUAUGCGAAAUCUCAUUAAAUAUAUAAAAGCAUCCAAUGCUGAUUUAGGUUUGAAAAUUACCAACUCUCAUAACGUAUAAUUAUUUUGGAAGAGAGAGAGAAAAAGUUUGACGACGCUGGCUGCGGGUUAAACGCAUUAAAAAUGAAUAUUGUUUCGUUUCGAUACGGUUGAUCAUUGCCCAUUUCUGGGAACCGUGAAUAGGACUUCACGAAAUAUAGCCUUACGUUGAACGUAUGAAUAAAAGACUGAUCGAACAUUUACGCAGUAUUGUAAUAACCACAUAAGCACGUCUCGUGCUGAUUAAUUAGUAGAUCACGGAUGCUUAAGAAGAAGUGAAACGAAUCUUAAUUUCAACAUCCGCAAUCUAUUAAUAAUACGAAUUAUGCACGAAGAUGGUUGAAAAUGAUUACUCACGUUCAGCAGGUUUCCUGUAGACAGUGAUCCCUCGUGUCGAUACAUUUCCGAAUGGUAGGAAUGAAGCCAGAGAGCACAUAACGAAGAACGUGUGGACCUAGCGAUGAACGAAGCAAAAGAGUGAGAAGAGGAAGACGAAACACUUGUCGCGAGAAAAUUGACACCGUGUCCUAGAAAAGAUUACGCACCCCGAGCGCGAACGAAACAAGACUGGGUUGACUUUGACCUAGCGACGCCGAUCGCCAGGUGGUUCCUCGAACUUUGUUUACAUCAGCGCGAAACGAAUAACAAGGCCGAUGUAUCUUAACCGAAUAAGCAAACCAAUUGUGUAUAGCCUGAUUAAUGUUCAAUAGCAUGAUUUCGACAUACACCGUGGCGUUGAUCGCCGAUCGUGUGAACAAAUUGUACGUUGUAUGUAUUGUAUCUACGUACCCGUUGAAUUCAGUUUGUGAGUUAAUUCGGUCGAACUGAUGCUCUACGUGUUGUUUAAUUAAUUAAAUAUUACGCGAUCGUUUUCUCUAUUCACGGAACGUGUCUGGACGUUAUACGAUUAUCAUGUAAUGGACAAUCUUUAUUCGAUAGACGGAUACAUGCAUAUGUACGUACCACCUCGUCCACUCUCGAUAGCGGAUAUUUUUGCAAAAGACGACUACUUAUUUUACCACGAUUAUCUUCGACCGUUAGAGAGUUCAUCGUUGUACAUAAUACAUCACCGUGUAAUUGUAAAUAUUAGAACAAUCGAGUUAUGUAUGUAAAACGUAUACGUAAUGUAUGAGAAAUUGUAACAAAGCGUGUGUAUCAGUAUGAAUAUAUGCAAACGUUUCUUCGGACAAAAGUACACGGCAUUAAUUUAAUCCUAUCUUCGCUGAACAACAAACGGUUAACGAGAUAUUUGCUGUUCAGGGAAAAUCACGACAUAUUCGCUUGUUACGAUUAAUAAUUAUUUGCAUGUAAGACUAAAACCUGGCUAGCUACUAACCAUGUAUCGCAGAAAAUGGAAGAACCAUUGAUGUGGAAAUAAAUGAAUGACUUUCCUCGGAGUUCGAAUCAACGAAGA
This is a messenger RNA of Ceratina calcarata, 5971 nucleotides long. RefSeq names its product dopamine receptor 2 (gene Dop1R2). NCBI's taxonomy places the organism in Eukaryota, Metazoa, Arthropoda, Insecta, Hymenoptera, Apidae. Gene Ontology annotation, biological process: adenylate cyclase-activating adrenergic receptor signaling pathway; positive regulation of MAPK cascade. The record is from RefSeq and is a predicted model, not a curated record. Gene Ontology annotation, molecular function: G protein-coupled receptor activity. The coding region runs from base 2362 to 3753 and encodes 463 amino acids. The transcript is spliced from 5 exons. Gene Ontology annotation, cellular component: plasma membrane.